Dendrobium catenatum is the source of this 1204-nucleotide messenger RNA. RefSeq names its product ATPase ARSA2. Gene Ontology annotation, biological process: post-translational protein targeting to endoplasmic reticulum membrane. The transcript has 7 exons. Gene Ontology annotation, cellular component: GET complex. Gene Ontology annotation, molecular function: ATP binding; ATP hydrolysis activity. Bases 1 to 909 code for a protein of 302 amino acids. Lineage: Eukaryota; Viridiplantae; Streptophyta; Magnoliopsida; Asparagales; Orchidaceae. The record is from RefSeq and is a predicted model, not a curated record.
AUGGGUGUUCAGUGGGAAAAGGGAGGCAGUGGGAAAGACGACAUCUUGCUAGCCGAUUCAUAUCGUUUCUGUUGGCUUCAGGAGCAAUCGGAGGUGGAUCCUAAAGUAGAAAGUGAUGAUCUAACAAAUGAUGAAGGGCUUGAUAGCUUUGUCUCAGAGCUAUCAAAUGCCAUCCCUGGAGUAGAUGAGGCUAUGAGCUUUGCAGAAAUGUUGAAAUUAGUUCAGACUAUGGAUUAUUCAGUAAUAGUAUUUGAUACAGCUCCAACUGGUCACACACUGCGGUUAUUACAAUUUCCAACUACUCUGGAGAAGGGACUUGCAAAAUUUAUGUCCCUAAAAAAUAGAUUUGGUGGUCUUAUAACCCAGGCUUCUCGUCUUUUUGGUCUUGGAGAUGAAUUUAGUGAGGACGCUAUGCUAGGAAGGCUUGAGGGCAUGAGGGAUAUUAUUCAGCAAGUUAACAAACAAUUUAAAGACCCAGACAUGACAACCUUUGUCUGCGUCUGCAUUCCGGAGUUCCUUUCUCUCUAUGAAACUGAAAGGCUUGUACAGGAGCUUGCGAAGUUUGAGAUAGAUGCUCAUAAUAUCAUUAUCAAUCAAGUAAUAUUCGAUGAUGAAGCUGUGGAAUCCAAGUUGCUGAAAGCUCGAAUAAAGAUGCAGCAGAAAUAUAUAGAUCAGUUCUAUAUGUUAUAUGAUGACUUCAGUAUCACCAAGUUGCCACUUCUUCCGGAAGAGGUCACUGGCGUUGAAGCUCUGAAAAGAUUUUCCAAGCAUUUCAUCGCACCAUACAAGCCUGCCUUAACCAAAGGCACUUUAGAGGAAUUGCAGCAGAGGGUUUCAACAUUGAGAUUGCAACUGAAAGAAGCAGAGGAAGAACUCGAUAAACUGAAGAGAGGAAAACACAAGGUGUGAUCUCACAUAUACUUGCCCUUUUUUUAAAAUUAAUUAAACUUCCACAGCCUUUCAGAUUUGCAAAUUAAUGAGGAUAUUUAGUCAAAAUUUUAGGAUUAACCUUGUCAUUUUUUUUUCCUUGGCUAUGGCUUUUGUUUUACCAAUGCGUCUAAUAAAUCUGGCUUAUUUAUUUGUUGUUGUAAGCUCACAUUAUUAAGUCUUGUUUUGAUGUAUCAGGUUAAUGAGAGGAAUUUCCUGUAUUGUAAUGUCAAACUUGAUAUGGUAUCUUCUAAAUCUGAUUUUUUUUUUUGGAAAA